CCUUUUACUUCACAUAUAAAAAAUUGUUGUUCUUAUUGUUAAAUCUAUAACAUUGAUGAAUGUAUAAUGCUAAGUUGUGUUUGUUGUUUCAGCAUGGCUAGCAAGUGCACGGUGGAGAGCUUGGUACAGCAGGUGAGCCAGCUCUCAGACGUGGAGAAGUUCCUGCUUUACCUCAAACUACCCGUCGGACGACCCCCAGACACAGACCCGCUCAAACACAUUCAAAAACAAGCUCAAAUUACAUCUUGCAGUCCACUGAAUCCCUUGGGUAGCCGUUGUGAAAUACAGCUGACUAUAACAUGGAUUCGAACCCACUUGGAGAUGAAUAGUGAGGUGUCACUGCCAAAACGUGAGGUUUACAACGAAUAUACGCAUUACUGCAACCUCAACAACAUCAAAGCUCUGAGCACAGCAGACUUUGGUAAAGUGAUGAAGCAAGUGUUUCCAGGGGUGAGACCACGACGACUUGGCCAGCGUGGUGCCUCCAAGUACUGCUACUCUGGUCUUCGCAAGAAAUAUGCCCUUGAUCCUCCUGACCUACCUGAUCUCAAUGACAACAUGACGAAAAAAAAUAUGUUAGGUGUGGACUGUGUGGUGGAUGAAAGUGAGGUUGAACGAGCUGCCAGCUGCCUGGUGAUGGAGUGGGCUGAGAAGCUGUGCUCAGUCAAAUUUGAGUGCAUCCGUGACCUGGCUUUACACCUCAUCCAGAAAAACUACGUUGAUAGUCGAUCAAUGGCUGCCUUCACACUCCUCUCAGUUGCUGAUCAGAAACAAGGGAUGUUGGUAGGAAGUGGAGCCACGGGUGGGAAGCACAGAGAGACUCAACUCCAGCUACAACGCAAACUUCAGGAGCGGGAACACAUACGAGAGCAGAAGAGAAAGCUUCAGGAACAACAGCCCACAGUGAAUAAAUGUAAUAAUGAGCGACCAAAGUCUAGACGACGAAGUGGAGCAUCUCGCAACCCAUCUGGUGAGACCCUAGCAAAUGGGAGCCCAGCCACUACUAUAAACAAGUCUGGUCCUCACCUUCCUACUGCCACAUCCAUAUCCAGCACCAUCUCAACCACAACCACCAACAGCAACUGUGAUAGCUUGACCUGCGAGCUUCCUAAUGGUGCUACUAAUGAUGUCUCCACCAUCAACACUAAUGUGCUUGGUGUUGCAACUAUCAAGCAAGAGCAGCCACUAGAUUUUCUUGACUCUCUUACUGAUGAUAAGAUCCUCAGUACCAAAUCUAAUGGGGAUGGGAAGAAUGGAAACUUUAAUAGUUGUAGUAUAAUAACUAAUGUAGAACAUUCUCAACAACCAAUCAGAAGAAACUGUAGCACUAGUAACAUUAAUUUUGUAUCAGAAGUUAAGAAACCAUUGGGAGGUAAAGUACCUAUUUCUAAAGCCAAUCCUCCAAAGAAGGCAUUCCUUAUCAUGCCUUCUGUCCCUAAAAGUACAUCACCAAAAGCACGUUUUAAAGCCAUCCAGCCCAAAGUGACAGAGAAUAAUCAAGGGACAAUUACAGGAGGUUCACAGUGGGCAGAUGUACUAGGUGGAAGGACAGAAGACCUUUCACAGCCGAGGGCAGAACACUUGUUGACCAAUAGCUUUGGAGGCUCGAACCUAGUAGAGCCAACACCCCAGCAGCAAGGACAGAAGGAAUCACAGCAGCUGGGAUUAAAUAAUAAUAAUAAUAACUGUACAAAUAGUCAGGAGGCAGAGGAUGAGCUCAUGCAAUAUUUCCAUAAGAAUGCACUAGACUUGGACGAUGCACAAAAGUCCAGUCAAUUGUCAGAGUUGCGUAAAUUGUUACAAAGGAACCUUCCAGGGGUUCAAACUCAGGGUGGUGUUGGGGGAGGUCAGAGGUCUCUAGUAAAUGAUUCAGACAUGCUAGAUCAAGAUGCAUCAGUUCCUGGAGGAAUGAGGCGGAGAGUAAGUUUCCAGCCUUCCCUAGAUGGAGGAGAAGCAUUAAAUCCCCUGAUGGGUGGCCAGACUGUAGGGUCAGUUCCACCCAGCCCUAAUACUCGUAGGACACAGUUUAAUUUUACUCCAAUUAGUAGUAACCUUGACCAAGCACAGGGCAUGUCACAGUGCUCUAGUGCCAAUGCUAGCCCUUUUAUGUCUCCUCGCAAUACCCCAUUGCCUAGAUCACGACACAAUUCCGGCCAGACUAACUCGACUUAUGUGACACCCCGCAGUACACCCUUUACCCCAGAUCAGCCUAACUACCCAGUUACAUCAGAAUGCAAUACACCCUUUAUGUCUCCAAUUACUACACCACUGUUUCCAAGAUCACGGCAUAACUCCAGUCAGAAUCUUCGUACCCCAUAUACUCCUACUUGUCGCUCACGGCACUCCUCGGGUGCUCCAACUUUUAGACAUGCUCCUUAUACCUCUGAUGAUAUGUCUAGCCGCCGUGGAGGAAAGUUUCGCUCUAGGCAUUCCUCUGGAAGUGUUCCACCAUCACCUUCCUCUGCUCCCUUGUCUCCUUUGGUGCAGGAUGGUUCCGUACAUCAGCAACAUGAUUCUAUGAGUUUACAACUUCCUUCAGCCUCUAUGCUGCAUCAUAUGCUCAAAAAUAAGCAACCUGUUGGGAGUGGUAUUAAUGACCUGCGCCGCCGUCAUAUGUCUGCUGGGCCUACCAUUCACUAUCAGCCUCAGCCUCCAGCAUUCCCAACUGAUCCAUUAUCCCAAGAAAUAACUAGUGUAAUGACCAACUCUCAGCCAGGACCUAGCAGUGCACCUUCAGGAAAUUCAAACAGACCCCAGUCAGUUCCAUUAUUGCAGAUGCUCAACAUGACAUCCUGUAAUCCAGAAGCUUUUCCAAAAUCUCAGCCAAACACCCCUAUUGUUAAUCAACAAUUCUCUUUUUCUGACUGCUGUGUGUCUCAGCCUUCAUCUUAUGCCCCAACUCCAGUGCCCAGUGAAUACAAUGAUUUUACAGAGAGUUAUAAUUUGGAAAUUGAUCCCAUGUUAGAUGUGAAUUUACAAAGUGAUGCUGGUGCUUCAGUUGGACUUGAUAGUAUGGAAUCUUUAACUUUGCCAGAAAAUCAAUCUACUGACCUUUCUACUCUGUCUGAUCCUAUGCAGGUCCCUCCAAACAUUAAUCCAUUUUCACUUAAUUAUCAGACUGACAGUGGAGGCCUGAGAACAAUGGAUGAGCAGAUAACAAGGAACGAGGCUACUCUCAGUGGUGGCAGUUGUUGCUUAGACACACUAAGAAGUCAGCAGGGAGAUAGUGUUGGUAGCAGUGCACAAGGACCACUUAUCAGCCCUGCCUCCAUGCUCACGUUGAAUGCCCUUAAUCGUGCAGGCCUGACUCUGGAGAGUGGUGGUAGUGGUGGACUUGAGGAAGACUUCCAGCCCACUCUUGGUGAUCUUGGUGACCAGGAAGUGUUCAACAAUCUGGUGCUGGAUGUGAACAAAGACUGACAUCAGCCUGCCACAUGGGCAAAGUAUCUGACAUAAUAUUUUAGCUCAGUUGGCCAACUAUUACUCUGUAUAGUUUUACACAUUAGUACAUUCACUGUGUACUCUUAGUCAAUGUGGCACAUUAGAACAUACUCAAACACUUGAGCAUACACACACACACAAAAAUAAUCACUCAUACCUGGAACUUAAGCUCAUAUGACUGUGUACCUGUAACCUAAAUUAGUACGGUCAAGAGUCUCCAGAUAAGACCCAGGUUUAGUGAAGCCAACACUAUGCGUUCCAUCACAUAAUGUCCUUUGGCUUAAAAUUGUUGAUAUCUAAAGAAUCCAGGAAUGUAUAUAGUUUUAUUUUAUCUACACUUGCAUUACAAAAAAUAUCAGUGCUGAUUAUAAAUUGUCAGAGUCCUCUCUCAGACAGAAGUGAUCUCAGAAAAUGGAAUUUGCCCUACAUACAGUUUAACUUUGCAAGUAGAAUAAAAAGAACUUAUGUAUUAUAACCUUGGUCUUGUAGUGUUUGAUUAGUAGUUGGGCAACAGUGCACUUUUCAGUGAAAGGCAUGUGGCAGGAUGCAUUAAAGAUUACACAACAACUGAACACCUAGGUCAGCAUGUAUCUAAAAAUUAUUUAUUAUGAAGCGAUAAUGACACCAACUAAUACAGCAGGUGUUUCAGUGUUUAGAAAUUUACAAAUAAAUUGGUAAGCCACUUAUGAAAAUAGCUUAGUGGCUGUGCUGUAAGGGACUUUGAUUUUAUAAUAUAAUAAUAAUAAUAAUUAUAUAUAUAUUUU
Molecule: messenger RNA, 4205 nt
Organism: Cherax quadricarinatus
Lineage: Eukaryota; Metazoa; Arthropoda; Malacostraca; Decapoda; Parastacidae
Biological process (GO): regulation of transcription by RNA polymerase II
Molecular function (GO): RNA polymerase II cis-regulatory region sequence-specific DNA binding; DNA-binding transcription factor activity, RNA polymerase II-specific
Source: RefSeq, a predicted model, not a curated record